AUGGAAGCAGAAGCAAAUGCUGGUGCUGUUGGCUGUAUGGAUCCGAAGCUGUGGGGUCCUUAUGGAUCCGAAGUCGUGGGGCCCCGCCGUGACGUGUCAAGCCUUUGGACAGCAGGGCUACUAUUAUUCGCUCUAACCGUGUUGACAUUGCGCCGAGUGCGUCUGGUAGAUAGCAUAGGACAUCACCUGCCCUCGACGAUUGAGCUCUUCGUUUGUUGCUGCGUCACCGUCAUGCGUCGUACACCAGAGUAUCUUCCUCUGUCUUCGUCUGCCGUCGAUUUAGAUUGCCAGAGCGAACUCCCCGAGGAUGGAACAAAGACUUGGUUGCGGGCACGCAUCCCAGACACUACGAACAGCCUUGUCUUCUGGUCCUGCGUUUCCGUAAUCUGCUCGUCCAUUCUCUCCUUCACCCUGUUCACGUACGGCACGGUCAUCGCAGCGCCCCAGCAUCUAUCGUCCUCUAGGGGACAGGCAUUGCGCCGACCGAACCCAUACGUGAAUCUCGACAAGGUGCUGCAGAAUGUGACAUACACCUUCCCUCCAAUCGUCAAUUUUCCACCUCUCGUGUUACAGAUCAGUACCUCUGAUCGUCAUCGCACUAUGCGCGAGGAUAGUAGACAAUGGCAUUCACGACUUGGUACGGUGUACCCGCAUGACCGUCAUAUUACUGUCUCUCAUGAGACGUCCACGAUCCUGCAAUUUCGAAACCUCGACUAUGCCAUGGAACGUUGUGUACUCACUCUCACACUUCCGCUCAAAACGGAUGUGCUUGAUCCUGCCAUUUCCAUCCACGAUCCAAGUAUUUUGGAUGUGUGGGUGUUGAACGCUUCCUUGGAGCUUUCGCCACAUAUCACAGGCACAUGGAAACAUGCACCGGCGCGCCGAUCGCUACUUGCUACGUUCGCAGUCUCUCUGGAUAAUCUAAGCUUAUCUGGGGAGUUUCAUUGCCCAUCGGAGGAGUUCACAACGCUGGAGCUCGCUUGUUCUUCCACCGUCUCAGCAUGCCGCGUCGACUUUUGGCAAAACCUGAGGUUGGUUCCCAUCGGAGGAAUCUACAUCACGCAAUCGCAGUCCGUAUUCGGUGGCUCGGGGUAA
Messenger RNA from Sparassis crispa, 1095 nucleotides. RefSeq lists its product with no specific name. The transcript has 6 exons. The record is from RefSeq and is a predicted model, not a curated record. The coding region runs from base 1 to 1095 and encodes 364 amino acids. Lineage: Eukaryota; Fungi; Basidiomycota; Agaricomycetes; Polyporales; Sparassidaceae.